GGUAGAGUGAGCCCUGCCGAGACGUGCCAGAGGGACCACCAACCCAUUUCACAUCUUGCUGAGUGGACUAUGGUGGCAGGAAGAUGUUGGCUCGGAAGAGUAUUAUCCCUGAAGAAUAUGUGUUGGCACGGAUCGCUGCCGAGAACCUUCGCAAGCCGCGCAUCCGAGACCGGCCACGCAAAGCCCGCUUCAUCGCCAAGAACGGGGCAUGCAACCUGGCACACAAGAACAUCCGCGAGCAAGGGCGAUUCCUGCAAGACAUUUUCACCACUUUGGUGGACCUGAAGUGGCGUCACACGCUGGUCAUCUUCACUAUGUCCUUCCUGUGCAGCUGGCUGCUCUUUGCCAUGAUGUGGUGGCUGGUGGCUUUUGCCCAUGGCGACAUGGACCCAAGCACAGAAAACACUACAAACAGCACAAAGUGGACACCGUGCGUGACAUGUGUCAGGUCUUUCACCUCCGCUUUCCUCUUCUCCAUUGAAGUUCAGGUGACCAUUGGUUUUGGGGGCAGGAUGAUGACAGAGGAAUGUCCCUUGGCCAUCACGGUCUUGAUCUUGCAGAACAUUGUGGGUCUGAUCAUCAAUGCUGUCAUGCUGGGCUGCAUAUUCAUGAAAACUGCACAAGCUCACAGGCGGGCUGAGACCUUGAUUUUCAGCCGGCAGGCGGUCAUUGCAGUUCGAAAUGGCAAACUUUGCUUCAUGUUUCGAGUGGGAGACCUAAGAAAAAGCAUGAUCAUUAGUGCCUCAGUAAGAAUCCAGGUUGUGAGGAAGACUACAACCCCUGAAGGAGAAGUCAUACCCAUUCACCAAGUAGAUAUCCCUGUGGAUAACCCCAUUGAAAGCAACAAUAUUUUCCUCGUGGCUCCCUUAAUCAUUUGUCACGUCAUAGACAAGCGGAGUCCUCUUUAUGAUAUCUCUGCUGCUGACCUGGCGCUCCAGGACCUGGAGCUCAUCGUGAUACUUGAAGGAGUCGUAGAAACGACUGGCAUCACGACGCAGGCGAGAACCUCCUACAUAGCAGAGGAGAUCCUGUGGGGUCACCGCUUUGUGCCCAUCGUCACCGAAGAGGAAGGCGUGUAUGCAGUCGACUACUCCAAAUUUGGCAACACCGUCAAAGUGGCGGCACCACGUUGCAGCGCUCGAGAGCUUGAUGAGAAGCCGUCCAUUCUCAUCCAGACGCUGCAGAAGAGCGAGCUGUCCCACCAAAACUCCCUGCGGAAACGCAACUCCAUGAGGAGAAACAACUCCAUUCGGAGGAGCAACUCCAUGCGGAGAACCAAUCCCUCCCUCAUCGUGCCCAAAGUGCAGUUUAUCACGCCCGAGGGGAGCCAAAGUGCCUCAGAAACGUGAUGCACAGCUUUGUGUGAGGUCGGUGGGCUUCGGAAGGAGGAGGCACCUGUGGUGUUUUGUUUAAAUUUUCUUACGAAAAUGAGAACACAAUGCAGAAAAGAACCGUGCAAGAACUAUUUAUUCUAUUACUUACUGAAAGCACCACCUAAUGGCAUUAGGAAACACUUUAGCACUUAGUGUAUGAAUUAAUAAAAAAUGGCACGUACACUAAAGAAAACACAGUUCACUCAUGUAAUAUAAUGUGUAUUUAUACUUGGUUUAAUGGCAUGCUAAUUUUUCUAAUC
Molecule: messenger RNA, 1633 nt
Organism: Balearica regulorum gibbericeps (East African grey crowned-crane)
Lineage: Eukaryota; Metazoa; Chordata; Aves; Gruiformes; Gruidae
Source: RefSeq, a predicted model, not a curated record